Messenger RNA from Hemibagrus wyckioides, 798 nucleotides. It is a transcript of the gene ufc1, whose product is annotated as ubiquitin-fold modifier conjugating enzyme 1. The transcript has 6 exons. Gene Ontology annotation, cellular component: cytoplasm. NCBI's taxonomy places the organism in Eukaryota, Metazoa, Chordata, Actinopteri, Siluriformes, Bagridae. The record is from RefSeq and is a predicted model, not a curated record. The coding region runs from base 36 to 539 and encodes 167 amino acids. Gene Ontology annotation, biological process: protein K69-linked ufmylation. Gene Ontology annotation, molecular function: UFM1 conjugating enzyme activity.
CCUGUACUUCCGGUUUCUCGUACAUUAGUAUCAACAUGGCAGAUGAAGCCACUAGGAAAAUAGUUUCUCAAAUACCGCUUUUAAAAACCAAUUCCGGCCCGAGAGACAAAGAGCUGUGGGUGCAGAGACUGCGAGAGGAAUAUCUGUCUCUAAUUAAAUAUGUCGAAAACAACAAAGCAGCUGAUAACGACUGGUUCCGUCUAGAAUCCAAUAAAGAGGGUACAAGGUGGUUUGGAAAAUGCUGGUACAUCCACGAGCUUCUUAAGUAUGAAUUUGACAUGGAAUUUGACAUUCCGGUUACGUAUCCGGCGACGGCGCCUGAAGUGGCGAUCCCUGAACUAGAUGGCAAGACGGCCAAGAUGUACAGGGGGGGUAAGAUCUGCUUGACGGAUCACUUCAAACCCCUUUGGGCGAGGAACGUGCCGAAAUUCGGCCUGGCUCAUCUGAUGGCUCUGGGACUCGGACCUUGGCUCGCCGUGGAGAUCCCAGACCUUAUUUCUAAGGGAAUAAUCCAGCACAAAGAACAGCAGGGCAGCUGAAACGUUUGAAAUGAGGGAGAAAUCAACAACCUGUCUUAACAUCCUAACCUGAUCUCACACACAUUUUACAGUGUGAAUGAAAAUCCACACACAUAUUGUAAAUUAAAAAACAAAACAAAACAACUAUCUACCCGAAUUCGGGACCAGUCUAGUUGAUGGACUUCUUGUAAAUGUACAUGUUUAAAAAAAUGUCUGUUUCCUUUGUGUCUUCAACCCUGAACGACUGACACCGAAUUAAACCACCGGCAUUAUAACAGUC